AUGGCAGAGGGGAACCAGACUCAGGUGAUAGAGUUCAUGCUCCUAGGCUUUUCCUGGGGAAAGCCCUUCCUCUUCCUUGUCUUCCUGGCCAUUUACCUGGCCACGCUGCUGGGGAACUCUGCAAUACUUGCCCUCAGCUCCCUGAAUCCCCGUCUCCACAGCCCCAUGUACUUCUUCCUCAACCACCUGUCCUGCUUGGACAUUUGCUAUUCAUCAGUGACAAUGCCCAAGAUCCUGGUGAAUGUCCUGCGUCCGCAGGCAACCAUCUCCUACCACGGGUGCCUGGCACAGAUGUUCUUCCUGAUGGGGUGUGCGGGGGCUGAGUGUGCGCUCCUGGCUGUCAUGGCCUAUGACCGCUAUGCUGCCAUCUGCCACCCUCUGCACUAUGCCCAUGUCAUGAGAUGGGGUGUCCGCAUGGUGGCGGCCACGGGCUGCUGGCUCUGGGGGCUGCUGGACUCUGCUGUGCACACCUUCCUGGCCUCCAAGCUGUCCUUCUGUGGGGCUACCCAGCUCCAGCACAUCUUCUGCGAUGUCCCUCCCCUGCUGAGGAUUGCAUGCAGCAACACUCACCCCAGCGAAGUGGCGCUCCAUGCUGCCAGCAUCUUUGUGGGCCUCAGCCCUUUCCUGUUUGUUGUCAUCUCCUACCUCCGCAUCCUGGCCACUGUCCUUAGGAUGCCGAUGGCUGUCAGCCGGCGCAAGGCCUUGUCCACAUGCACCGCACACCUACUUGUGGUUGCCCUGUAUUUCGGAAUGGCCAACCUGAACUACAACCGCCCCAGCUCUGGCUACUCACCGGAGGCAAACACACUGGUCUCUGUGCUGUACUGCAUCAUAACCCCCAUGUUGAACCCCCUUAUCUACAGCCUCCGCAACCAGGAAGUGCGGGGCACCCUGAGGAAGGUGCUGCAAGGACAGUACACAGGGCUUCCUGGGCGGUGA
This is a messenger RNA of Struthio camelus australis, 939 nucleotides long. RefSeq names its product olfactory receptor 10A3. Gene Ontology annotation, molecular function: olfactory receptor activity; G protein-coupled receptor activity. The record is from RefSeq and is a predicted model, not a curated record. Gene Ontology annotation, cellular component: plasma membrane. Gene Ontology annotation, biological process: G protein-coupled receptor signaling pathway; detection of chemical stimulus involved in sensory perception of smell. NCBI's taxonomy places the organism in Eukaryota, Metazoa, Chordata, Aves, Struthioniformes, Struthionidae.